Staurois parvus is the source of this 936-nucleotide messenger RNA. The record is from the annotation of a GenBank genome assembly. Lineage: Eukaryota; Metazoa; Chordata; Amphibia; Anura; Ranidae.
AUGUGUGAGGUUAAUCAGACCCAGGUCACACAGAUUCGUUUACUUGGGUUUUGUGGCCUGGCCAAAUUUAAAACUCUAUUAUUUAUUGUAGUUCUUUUAACCUAUCUUAUCAUACUCGGUGGAAACCUUUUAAUAAUCAUUUUGGUAACAACUGUAGAUCAUCUUAAAAUUCCAAUGUUCUUCUUCCUCAAGCACUUGGCCACAGCAGAUGUCCUACAGACCACCAGUGUUGUCCCGAUGAUGCUAGAUAUUAUAUUCAUUGAGGAAGGAAGACUAUCAUUUGUUGGAUGCAUUACUCAGAUGUAUGCCUUUGGCAUUUUUGGAUUUGUGCAAUGUAUUCUGAUUGCUGUUAUGUCCUAUGAUAGAUAUUUGGCUGUUUGCAAACCAUUGCAUUAUGCUUCACUUAUGAACCCUAGAGUUUGCCUCCUGUUGGUUCUUGGAUCCUGGUUCUUAGGUUUAAUUGUGGCAGCUUUACCUGCAAUUCUCAUGCAUCAACUGAAUUUCUGUGGGCCAAAUAUCAUAGACCAGUUCUUCUGUGAUCUUGCUCCAUUAUUAGAACUCUCCUGCUCAGACACAUCUAUCGUGAAGACAGAAGCGCUCAUAGCCUCACUCCAUGUAGUUCUUCUCCCAUUCCUGUUCAUCAUAUCUUCUUAUAUCCGUAUUCUUAUUACCAUCCUUCAAAUCCCUUCAGCUCAAGGCCGGCAGAAGACCUUCUCUACCUGCAGUGCCCACCUACUUGUGGUGUGCACUUACUUCCUGACCAUAAUCACGAUAUACAGCGAUCCCUCACAAACCUACUCCUCAAAUGUUAACAAAGUCCGCUCAGUUCUGUACAUAGUCUUGACACCAUUGUUAAAUCCUUUGAUAUAUGCCCUAAAGAACCAGGAAAUCAAAGAUACAUUAAAGAAAAAGCUGUUUAAAGCAUUACAUAUUUAA